Numida meleagris (helmeted guineafowl) is the source of this 4506-nucleotide messenger RNA. RefSeq names its product collagen alpha-1(VII) chain-like. The transcript has 46 exons. The record is from RefSeq and is a predicted model, not a curated record. Bases 1 to 4506 code for a protein of 1501 amino acids. NCBI's taxonomy places the organism in Eukaryota, Metazoa, Chordata, Aves, Galliformes, Numididae. Gene Ontology annotation, molecular function: protein binding.
AUGGCUCUAUGGGUUGAAAUAAAGUCAUUUGAUCUCUUCUCUUAUUAUCCCCAACGUGAAGGCAGAGGCAGAAGCUAUAAAUCUGCCUGCCAUGGCUGGCUGGAUCAAAAUGGGCUCCUCUUUGUAAGAGUUGCAUCCAUAGGCACAACACCAGUGCCUCCAGUCACUAAUUUCCGUGUGAUAGAAGAAGGACUUUUUAGCUUGAAGGUUGCUUGGACUCCUCCCCUGGGCAAGCUGGAAGGCUACAAAGUCUACAUCCCCAGAGUCAACAGACCAGGAAUGACCUACGAGCGGGUUCUGCGAGGUGACGUCUCCUCCCAUGUGCUAGAUAACUUGCAGGAGGAUAGAGAGUACAGCAUCAGCAUCUAUGCAGUGUACCCCCAGGGUCCAAGCCAGCCCGUAACUGCUGUGGGGAGAACAUUGAAGCUCCUGCCUGUGAAGAGCAUCUUGCUGCAGAAUGAGACCACUGAUACACUCCAGGCGCGGUGGAGCCCUGUCCGGGGAGCAACAGGCUACAGGCUCACCUGGACAUCAACAGAUGGCAGCAUCCAGGAUGUGAACCUCAGCAGCACCUACAGCUACUACAUGAUCCAGGGACUGCAGCCUGGCACAGAAUACACUGUCACCAUCAACCCCAUCUUUGGAGAUGUUGAGGGGCCGGUGGUGAGCACAAAAGCAACUACAGCAGCUUUUGGGGGAUCACUUAGAAUCUAUGGGGGCCUUGAACUGAACAGGCAGAUGUACUUUCUUGCAGUGGCUUCAAGCACUGUGCAGAUGCUGAACGUGAGUGAGAUAUCCACCAAUGGUGCUCUGGUCUCCUGGGACUCAGUUGCUGGGGCCACUGGGUACCGAGUGGCUUGGGGUCCUACACCAGAAUUCUUUGGGAAAGACCGACCUCGGCAGCUGGCCCUCAACAAGUCGAUCACAGCCUACCAGCUCCGCAACCUGGCCCAUGACACCGAGUACGUGAUUUCCCUCUAUGUGCUCUUCGGUGCAGUGGAAGGACCAGGGAUCACAACCUCAGCCAGGACAUCUCCUCUUGGCUACAUCUCCAAUUUCAAGGUGACGUCCUACACCAGCUCAAGCCUGUCUCUGGCAUGGAGCAUCGUGUCAGCUGCCACCAAAUUCAAGGUCACCUGGAGCCCUGUGGGAGCCAGCAAUGAAAAGCAGGUUGCCAAGACUCAGUACCUGGGCAGUAGGUUAUUGGCUCAUCGGAUCGACCACCUGCUGCCUGACACCCUGUAUAAAGUCAGCAUUAGGGCUGUCUUCAGCAAGACCGAGGGGCCAGAGGUGACUCUGACUCACCGCACAGCACCUCUUGAAGACUCCAGCCCCAUCCACACCAUCCAAGAUCUGAGGAUUACCAACACUGCUGUAAAUAGUUUGAAGCUGUCUUGGAGAAGGCUUCCAGGGGCAACUCACUAUAAGAUAUCCUGGGUGCCAUUCAGUGGUGGCUUGGAAACCUCACAGUUAGUUGGAGCAGAGAGCAUCUCAUUCACCAUCCCCAAGCUGAAGGAGAGCACCACCUACACCAUCGGCGUGUCUGCAGUGACUGGAGGACAGGAGGGAAACCCCACACGUCUGACAGCCAAAACUUUGGAUUUUCCCAAAGUGACUGAGUUCAGUAUGCAGGAAGCUGCAGAGACCAGUGUUUUGCUGACUUGGGCAGCUGUUCCUGGAGUAUCCACGUACCUACUAACAUGGCGCUUGUCCUCAGCUUCUGAUCUUUCCCUGGAAGUGCUGUCAGCAGCUUUGAGAUCAUACCGAGUGACAGGACUGAGCUCUGACGAGUCAUAUUUGUUUUCCAUAAAACCGGUCUUUGGAGAUAGAGAGGGACCAGAGACAACACUCACUGGGCAAACAGCUGGACCUCACGGGGAUUCACCUCCACCAGUCUCUCCCGUGACUUCUGCAAAAUUGGCUGCCAUGAGAUCCCCAUCCCCAUCACCGAGCAAUGUGAGGACCACUCCUCUUCCUCUAGCCACCACUACAUUACCACCAGCCGCAGACAGCCUACUGUCAACUACCACAGCUUCUGCACCACUGACAGCUCUCCCUGGGCCAAUCUGUGGCAAGUUCAAGGCAGACAUUGGGUUCCUGGUGGAUGAGUCCUCGAGUAUUGGCUGGAGUAAUUUCAACAAAGUGAAGGAUUUCCUCUUCCGGAUCAUUUCCUAUUUCCCUAAGAUUGGGCCUGAAGGGACACAGGUUGCUGUUGCACAGUACAGCGAGGAGCCCAGAGCAGCCUUCCACUUCAACAAGCACCAGGACCGCAACAGUGCUCUGAAAGCUGUCAAGGAGCUGCACUAUGCUGGAGGCAACACAAAAACGGGUCGUGGUAUAACCUUUAUGCUAAAGGAGUUAUUUCAGCCCUCCAGAGGGAUGAGACCAGAGUUCCCUCAUGUGCUCAUGCUUGUGACUGAUGGGCGAUCCCAGGAUGAUGUGUUGCCACCUGCCAGAGCAGCCCAUGCUUUGGGAAUCCGCGUCAUUGCUGUGGGUGUCUCAGGAGCUGACCCUGCUGAACUCAACAACAUUUUACUGCAGCAGAACCUCCAGAACGUUUUCUAUGUGAGCACAUUUGAUGACUUCCCCCAGAUCCUCCGAGAGCUAAUAGAAGUCAUUUGUUCUGACCUUCAGCCCUCAGGGACCCAGCUGCCAUCUGAGGAGGUUGCCAGACAUGAAGCUGACAAGCAGUUGGCAUUUAAUGACACAGACAACAAGGUACACCUCCCCAGUCCAACUCCAGCUGAACCAGACAUCCAGAAAGGAGUGGAGGCUUGUGGUCCCUGGUGUCAAAAGAACUUCAGGGGCUCACCAGCUCGUGGAGGCUAUGACCCAUAUGGGUUUACUAUGAAGGGAGAGAAAGGAGAGAGGGGUCUACCUGGGAAGGAUGGCAUUCCUGGACUGCCAGGCAGACCGGGGCGAACAGGUCCUCCUGGUCCUCCUGGACUCAUGGGCCUCCCUGGCAUCCAAGGUGAUACUGGAUCUCCUGGCUAUCCAGGACCAGUGGGGCCAAAAGGAGACAGGGGAGAACCUGGCUAUGUCCUGGGAGGAGUGGAGGUGAUUCCUGGCCGAAAUGGGCAUCCCGGCCCCCCUGGACAGAAAGGACAGCCAGGAGUUCCUGGAGUAGCAGGACCACAGGGUUUACCAGGCUUACCAGGGCCACAGGGGCCACCAGGAAUCUCCAUCAAGGGUGAACCAGGGGAUUCAGGUCUCAGAGGCCCUCGUGGAAGGAAUGGCAUCAAAGGGGACAGAGGAGGCAUGGGAGAGCCGGGGAAACCUGGCUUGCCAGGCCCUGUAGGGCUGGAUGGUGUUCCUGGACUGCCUGGACCAAAGGGAGAAAAGGGAGAAAAGGGGAUGGCAGGAAUUGGCAUUCCUGGCACUGCUGGCCCUAAGGGGGAAGAAGGACAGCAGGGGGUGAUGGGCCCUCCAGGAGUACCAGGACCAAAGGGACUUCCAGGACCUCCAGGGCAGAAGGGAGUCCAAGGUUUGGGACCACCAGGGAAGAAAGGUGUCAGAGGUGAUAUUGGACCAACAGGGGCCCCAGGACCACAAGGAGACAAAGGAAUACAAGGAGACAAAGGAGAGAAGGGAAGUCCAGGUUUUGGCAUUCCUGGUCAACCAGGGCUGAAGGGAGACACAGGGGACAGGGGAAACGUAGGUUUGUCUGGCAAACCAGGUUACAAGGGGGAAGUAGGUCCAAAGGGAGAGAAAGGUGAACCAGGAUUACCUGGGAAACCAGGAGAGACCGGCCUAAGAGGUAAAGAUGGAGAACCAGGGAAGAAAGGCACCUCCGGGAUGAAGGGAGAAGCUGGUGCCCCUGGAGAACCAGGAGAGAGAGGAAUGAGGGGUCCAGUUGGACUCCCAGGACGACCUGGAGAGCAGGGGAUGAAAGGCGAUCCAGGAGAGCCUGGGAAGGAUGGUACGCCUGGGCUGCCUGGGACUCCUGGAACCAUUAUGUCUUCUCUGGAGAAUACCAUCACUCUGAAAGGUGAAAAGGGAGAUCGAGGGAAGGAUGGUUUGAAAGGUGAAAGGGGUCCUCCAGGCCCAAAGGGAGAGGCUGGUCAACCAGGAAAAGGAGUGGAAAUGAAGGAUCUUGAGAGACUUUUUGAAGAAAACGGUAUCAAGCUGGCAUUGCUGAAGGACCUCUGCAAUGCAAUCAUGCAGGAGGGGCUGGAUGGACUGAUGCAGCACUUAGGCAGCUCCAAGACCUCCAGGAGAAAGCAGGCACUUCCACACGUACCCAGACAUGGCGGUUCACUAAUGGUUGAUACUUCUUAUGAUGUCCUGACCAGCACUGAGGUGACAGAAGAAGCACAGAGUCUGGAAGUGGACCCUCCGUUUAGGGUGCUGGUGUCUGAAGGACUUCCUAAGGUGAAAACAAGCAGCAGAGUCGAUGAAGUACAGUCACAUAGAUCUGUGCUCUUGUCCAUCCAGUUUGCUGCAGCAAUAACAUUAAGAGCUCAUACAUCUGAUGCACACCAGAGCUUCCAGACCAUGCUCCAGUGA